AUGGGGACCGCGCUGGAUGCCGCGGCCUUUGGGUCGGUGGACGGCGUGGUCGGGGAGAUCAUGCGGCUGCACCGCUCCCUGCCGGCGCGCCCGGCGCUGGAGGAGGUGGAGGCCGCCGAGGCGCUGGCGCACGCCGCCGACCGGGAGGAGCGGGCGCGCCUCGACGCCGUCGCGCGCCUGCGCAGGCCGCCCGCCGUCCCCGACGAGCUCUUCGGCGUCGCCCUCGAGAUGCACCGCGCGCUCGCCGCCUUCCACUGCCGGGAGCAGAAGCGCGACGCCACAAGGCUCCUCGAGCUCGACGCGCUCCACGGUCUCUUCGACGACCUCAUCCAGCGCGCGUCGCAGUGCGUGCCGUCCAGCUCCAGCUCCACCCGCGCCGCGCCGCGCGUCACUGCUUCCAAGGCCGCUGUGACCACCGCUGCCGCUUCGUCUUCCUCCUCCGCCGCGUCGUCAUCAGCGGUGGCUGCGGACAGCAGCGCUGACCGCUACUCGUCCAUGGGCGCUAAUGGGUUCAGUGCACCGAGGAUGGUGACCGGCGUUGGGCGCGUCUCGAUGGACGACAGCUACGUCAAGAAGGCCAAGGCCGCAGUAUGGGACGACGGGGUUGUGGCAGCGAGCUCUCAUAUGCCGCGAGGAGCAGUUGCUGCAAACUCAGUGGCGACUCGUGUGGAAGGCGGUUAUGGAGAUGACAACGAGAAAUUGACCCUCAUUAAGCUAGCUAGCAUGAUUGAAGUGGCUGCAAAGAAAGGCGCUCGUGAUCUCAACCUGCAAGGAAAACUCAUGACCCAAAUCGAGUGGCUUCCUGAUUCAAUUGGAAAACUCACUGGACUUGUCACCCUUGAUAUUUCGGAGAACCGGAUCUUGGCCUUGCCAGAAGUAAUUGGGAGGCUUUCAUCUUUGGCCAAGCUUGACGUUCAUUCUAAUAGAAUUGCUCAGCUUCCUGAGUCGAUUGGGGAUCUUUCCAACCUGAUAUAUCUCGACCUGAGGGGUAAUCAGUUUGCAUCAUUGCCAGCCAGUCUUGGUAGGCUGGUGAAGCUUGAGGAGCUUGAUGUGAGUGCAAACCAUCUUACCUCACUCCCUGACUCAAUUGGAAGCCUUACGCGUCUGAAGAAGUUGAUUGUCGAGACAAACAACCUUGAUGAGUUGCCGUACACUAUAGGCAAUUGUGUAUCACUGGUGGAAUUGCGGGCAGGCUACAAUCACCUCAAGGCCCUCCCAGAGGCUGUCGGAAAGCUAGAGUCUCUGGAGGUCCUCUCUGUGCGAUACAACAGUAUUAGGGGGCUUCCAACAACAAUGGCAUCUCUCACAAAGCUGAAGGAGGUUGAUGCAAGUUUUAAUGAGCUCGAGUCUAUUCCUGAGAACUUCUGCUUCGUUACUUCUCUUAUUAAACUGAACGUCGGGAACAAUUUCGCUGACCUGCAAUCCCUCCCUCGUUCUAUUGGCAACCUUGAGAUGCUGGAAGAGUUGGAUAUAAGCAAUAACCAGAUUAGGGUGCUUCCUGAUUCUUUCGGAAACCUGCAGCAUCUCCGUGUGCUCCGUGCAGAAGAGAACCCUCUGCAAGUGCCACCAAGAGAUGUAGCUUUAAAGGGAGCUCAGGCUGCUGUUCAAUACAUGACUGAAUAUGUUGCCAAGAAAGCCACAAGGUCACAACCAACGAAGACAAAGAAGACUUGGGCUCAGUUCUGCUUCUUCUCCCGGCCUAACAAAAGAAAGCACGACCGGAUAGACACCGCGUCGUGA
Messenger RNA from Miscanthus lutarioriparius, 1740 nucleotides. NCBI's taxonomy places the organism in Eukaryota, Viridiplantae, Streptophyta, Magnoliopsida, Poales, Poaceae. The record is from the annotation of a GenBank genome assembly.